Molecule: messenger RNA, 763 nt
Organism: Seminavis robusta
Lineage: Eukaryota; Bacillariophyta; Bacillariophyceae; Naviculales; Naviculaceae
Source: the annotation of a GenBank genome assembly
ACCAUACUUCCCUCCAAUCUUUCGCUCUGGUUUCUCACAAAACUAAAAGCAAAGCUUCCACACGACCAUAGACACUAAUACUUGCAAAGCCUCAACAACACACCAGAAAAUGAUGAAGCUCGUCCUCUUCUUUCUUUUCUGGGCACUUGGUUGUGCCACUGCUGAAGUGUACGAUAUUGCUGUCAACUACAAACUCGCUGAAAGGAAUGGCGUAUGCAGCGAAACCGAAGAAACCGAAAUCAGUGAGAUUUCUGCGGCUGCUUUGCGAGCUGUUGGCUUGCACUCCGCUGGAAACAGUGGGAAUUGGUUGUCCGCUCCAAGCAACAACGGGAACGGUGGGAAUAGCGCUGAACACCGUAACGAUGGUAAACGAGCUCUGGGUCUUUGCGACGAGCAGAUCCUGUGCAAUAACGGAUUGCUCUGGUAUUGCAGCCACUGCCCAUGCUGUGAUCGUCGCCGCCAGCUUUUGCGGGUUUCAACAGAACGUCGAGCAGGUGAGGUGGAAGGAUUGGCCUCUGAUGCGGCUGUCGCCGAAAUGGAUACCAAAGACCGCAUUGCUUGCCUGAAAUACCCGCCCGAAGUGCAAGUCAACAUGGCAAGAAAACAAGAUUAAGGAGUCGAGGGAAGGAGAUUGACUUGGGAAGCCGAGAUGAAGACAGCGCUUACCGCCUCUGUUCAUUUGAUGCAUAAAAACAGGAUGACUAGAUAGCUAGACAGUACCAGGUACGUGUAAAAGAUUACAUAAAUAUAUCUUAUACAGCCU